CUCUUAGCGGACAGAGGACCGACGGACUCCUCCCUUCCUCGCUCAGUCCGCGAGUGAGAGCCGCCGCAGGCGAUUCGUCUUCUCCCUCCCGCCCGGAACUCGUCGCUCUCCCGUCGGGUGGCAAGAUGAGCGUGGCCGUGGCCGACGGCUGCUUCCUGUCCGCCCUGCAGCCCAACUCGUCCCGCACCGCCUACGUGGUGCCCUCGGACGUCCGGUGCUCGGACGCCGGGGCCAAGGCGCGCAGGGUCCAGGAGCAGGUUCGUCUCCGCUUGGCCGAGAAGAAGUCGCCGUCGCUGGGGAGGCUGAACGACGUGGACGCGUCGCUCGGACCGGCAGUAUGCGAGUACAGCCUCCCCGCCGCGAGAGCCUUCAGCUCCAGAUCGAUGAUCCACACGCCGAGCCGCAUCAUGGCGGUACCCACGAUGCCCUCCGGCGGCUUCUCGUCUCGCUCGGCGGUGGAGACCUUCUCCAAGGUGCGAGCCAGCGUGGCGCAGAGCAGCUUCCAGACUCACAGCAGCCGCAGCCGCCGCAGCAAGUCCUUGUGCCAGGCCGAGAUGCCCGAUUGCGAGGCGCCGCCUGCAGACAUCGCGAUGGCGCCGCUGCCUCCUGGCACCCUGAGGCGCACCCUCAGCGGCACCCUGGCCCAGCAGGGACCGCGUGGCGGCUACUGGGCCGAGGAGGAGAUGCCCGUCCACUUCACCUACAAAGGCCCCUCGCACCGCACCAUCAGCCGCAUCACCAACCGACAGCAGCACGGCGCCACCUACGCCCAGGACGGCUGGGGGGCGAGAGGCGACGGCUGGGGGGUUCACCAGGCGCCGCAGUGGCACGUCCACCGGGGGAGCCACACUUUGGGGUACCGGAACCCCGCCCAGCACGCUGCGAGCAUUCAGCGGGCCGCGUCCGUGCGUAGCGUCCGCAGCGUCGGGAAAGGAUUGGACGUCUUGGACGGAGCGUCCAUUCACAGCAACGACCAACUGGGAGGAAUACAAGGACUGGACAUGCACACCGCCGUCAGAUAUUUGUCCGAACCCGACGCAGCUUUACAGAUUCUGGGCGCCGCCUACAUUCAACACCAGUGUUACCAUAGCAGCGAUUCCAAAAAGCAGGUCCGCGUCCUCCAAGGCAUCCCGGCCCUGGUUCAGCUUUUCUCCAGCGACAACCUGGAGGUGCAGCGCUUCGCCACGGGCGCCACGCGCAACCUCAUCUACGAGAGCGCCGACAACAAGGUGGCGCUCAUCGACGCCGGCGGGGUGGCGCGCCUCGUCGCCGUCCUGGGGGAACCGGACGAGGAGCUCCGGAAGAACAUCACAGGCGUGCUGUGGAAUCUGUCGUCCAGAGACAACCUGAAGGAGAAGCUGUGCAGGGAAGCUCUGGCCGAGCUGAGCAGCAAAGUGUUGAUUCCUCUUUGCGCCAGCAUCCCCCUCAGCCCCUCCGAGAAGGACAUUUUCAACAACGCCACCGGAUGCCUCAGGAACCUGAGUUCGGUGAACCAGAGGACGAGAGAGAGGAUGCGGGAAACUUCGGGUCUGGUGGACUCGCUGGUGUCUUACAUCCAGCAGGACGUCGGCGCUGAUGACAAGGGUUUGGAGAACUCCGUGUGCGUGCUGAGGAAUCUGUCCUACCAGCUGUACUCGGAGCUGCCGCACUCGGUGCGAGUUCGCCUGGAGGGUCCCGGCAGAGGCUCCGCCCCCAGAGAGACCGAGCCCAUCGGGUGCUUCCCCAUGUACAGCAGGAAGAACGCCGAGCAUCAGUGCAACCAGAGUCUGAACAUCCUGUCGGAGGCGUCGCGAGCGCCGCACGGCACCGAGUGGCUGUGGCACCCCCGGGUGGUGGCGCUGUACAAGCGGGUCCUGCACGACGGCGACUCCACUCCCGCCGGCAGGGAGGCGGCCGUCGGGGCGCUGCAGAACCUCACCGCCGGGGACGGCAGGUGGUCGUCGGUGCUGAGCGCGGUGAUCCUGGAGCAGGAGAGGAUGUUGCCCACCCUGCUGGACCUGCUGGACACCGACAACGAGGCCGAGCUGCGGGCGCUCACCGCCCUGCUGAGGAACCUGGCCAGACAUGCGCCCAACAAGGACCUCAUUGCCAAGAACAUGGUGAACGUCCUGGUGUCCAAGCUGCCGGCCGACGGCCACCAGAAGACGCCGUCCAGUGAGGUGGUGGUCAACAUCUGCGCCGCCCUCAAUCACCUGGUCACCUGCAGCUCCCUGGCAGCCCGCGACAUCUCCUACUUCAACGGCCUGCCCAAGCUGGUGGGCAUCAAGACGGCCCGCGACAACAGCUCCGGAGGUCUUAAAGCUUCCAGGGCGGCGUCCACCGUCCUCUGCAACAUGUUCCAGUACAGCAAGCUGCACAAAGACUACAAACUGAAAGGAUUUGCCCGUCGAGACUUUGCUGACGCCACCAUCUGAAAAAGUCGACUACCGUAAACGGAAAGUCAGCUGACCAGCUAACCAGCUAACCGUCCUAACACGGCCGAAACGACAGGAACAGGAAGCGACCGCCCGAGGAGCCGAUCAAUCUAGUUCCUGGUUUCCAUUACGACACUCUCACUAUUCACUAUACCGUUUUUAUUUUUAUUUUUUUUUUUUUUGCGACAACUUCUCACGUGACAAAACAUCAUUCAUGCCAGAACACCAGAUGGCGAUGUUGUACUCGCCUUGUUGGCGGUUUGUGGCCCCCUCGAGGCGCUCGCCAACCUUCUUCGACGUCAAUUUCGCUACACGGCGAGCUAGUCUGUCCUUUCCUCACAGGCAAAAUCGUGAAACUCGGCCAACACGUUCGGUCAAUGUGCCGAUUUACGGGGGUCACCAUUGUCAGACGUGGCCGCUCGAGAAAUACAUCUGGACAUUGAACAAACGAUGCGGGGAGUUGUCGCAAAAGAUGAAGUGGAGAACGUCCAACAAAAUAUUUCAUGUCGCCCACUCAACUAGCGACGCACACUCAGUAAACGCCGCAGAUGUACUGCAUUUACUCAAGAUGAAACUGGAACACGUUUAAUACGUUUGGGGGUUUCAGGUUUCUUAACUCGUGUUUUGUUAGUCAAUGAAAGUCGCUCUUCACAAGAAGGCCAAACUGCAACGCAGAUGGCGGCCGUGUUGUGAUUUAAAGGGCCACUGACGUGCCUGUAAACAUUCUAAAAUAGAUAUUGUAAUGAAAAAUGGAUAUAACAUUAUUCACUUCAACCUCUGUACGAAAAAAUAAAUAUGAGCAGAGAGUGGGUCAUUCAUACGCAAAGUUGUGGAAGUCUCACUCGACAUCCCAGUGGCAGCCAUAUUGCCUGCUAUGUCAUCAGCAGACGUCACACUGGGACAUUCGCCAUUGAAAACACGAAGUGGCAACUGCUAUGGGAGAGGAACGACGGGAGAUUUUUGGAUUUUUUUCUACGCCCCUACUGACACGGAAGCUCUUUUCGAAGAAGAGAACAUCUCACGAUCGAGUGACGUGACCGGGGCAGUAUUACCCUAUCGUUCCAACCCAUAUUUAGAUGAUAUGCGGAUCACUUCUAACUAACAGCAGACUCCCAGACAGUAUGUAUGACAGUACCACCCCCGGCACCGAAGCCGUGACCGGCGGAUGCGGCGCCGACGCGCACAUCGACACAUUUAGCACCCCUGAUUUACAUUUGCGGAUCUUUUGUUACGUUCUGAGAGAAGGAUUAUGUCCCCAUGCACCAACUAUGUUUUUUUUUUUUUUUUUAGUAGCUGUAUACACACCUACCUGUCAUUUGGAACCCACAAAGCUCUCAUCCUUUGCAAUCCAUUUUUCACGGGUCUUUUGGAAACAUAUGAAGAGUAAAUCCAUCCUCCCGAGUAUUCGAACAAUAUCCGGCAAUACAACGAGCCGCCAUUUUGGCUAACACGAAGGAACCAAGAGCAACAUUCCAGUAAAACUAGUAUAAACACACAAGAACGCCCGAGUGGGUGUCUGCUGAUAACGUCACUUCCUGCUUCUUCUCAAAAACAAAUCCCUCGAGAUGAUUUUUAUGAUGGGAGUUACAAAAAGCCAUACAUGUCAAAAUGAUGUUUUGUGGGGAAAAAAAACAGAUGGCUGCCUUUUUUUUAAUUAAAAACAUACUAAAAAUCAUGCUUUUCAUGUCAGUGGCCCUUUAAGGUUUCUGCCAUUUUCACUAAUGUUUGCGUUGAUUACAUUUGGUGACUUACGGCCCACCAUGUGGUCGCCAUUUUACCUGACAGAAAAAUAGAGCAACCGUUUUUUUCAAUAUUAUUUUGCAUUUUACGGCCCCCUGGGGGCAGCCACCAUCACAGUAAUGUACAUUUUUGUUAAAGAACGUGAAGAAAUUUGGCAAGAUGGAGAUGAAGAAAGUUUUUACAAAAGGUGACCUCCGACAAGUUGUUGAUUUUGAUAUGAAUUUGGUGAUUUAUGAUCCACAUAAAGGAAAUCACCAUCGUGUAAAUGGCUGUGAGGAAAGUGGUGACGAAGAUGAUUUCUGGAAGAGGUUUUGAUCAUUUGGGCGAUUGAGGGCCCCCUGGGUGGGUAGUUUGCCGUCCUAACGAACAGAAAAAUAUAGUCAUAUUUUUCUUCAAUAAACAAAACUGACAUUUUUUUACCAGCCGGCAAGAUGACAUUUAAUGUCAAUUUGGUGAUGUCACCAACGGCGCUAACGUAAACGCCUCACAGGGCAGUCAACGUGCUGAGGAUGAGCGACAUUUUUACUCAGCAUCGAACUGGAACUUGCUUUAAUAUAAUGUUUAAAUGGCCCUGUCGUGGUCGUCACCAUGGAAACUAACGCAAGCGUGUCAUUAUCCAAUGAGGACUGCUGGGAACUUGGAAAUAUGGAUUACCAUUUUGUGAACUCGUCUUUGUGAGACUGAUUAUAAGUCUAUAAAAAAAAAAUCACUAACUUUAUACUUAAUUUGUGUUGAAUAAUCUUAGCAUAAUUACUAGUAUGUUUACUUUUUUGUGUGAUUUCUGGCACGUUCAAACUUUCGGUCAUGAAAUUUUUUCCAAUACUCAGGAUUUCCUGAAAGCACUACUCGAGUACUUUGAAGUAGCAAACGGUGAAACACGAAAGCGGCGGCGCGUGACAAUGGCGGGACGCCAUUUUUCACAUUUCUCUGUGACGUGACUGACCUGCUAAAAAAAAUUCUAUAGAAAUCUAUGGAAUUUGUACAGAACAACUUGUUCUGUUGAACUUGGGCUGUGAUAUUCUGUAGAAUUUCUACAGAACAGAAUUUUUUUUCUAUAGAAAUUCUAAAGGACUUGGGUCCUAAAGUUCUAUAUUUCUUUGGAAAUUCUUUAGAAAAUUUUUAGCAGCGUUGUGUGUUGUCAAAUCUUGUAAGCCGCAAAAGAACUUUGAGGUGUUUUGAAUCGUUUUGAGGAAGUUUGUUUUGGAUGAAAGCCUUUGUGGAUAAUAAUAAUAAAAAAAAAAAAACAUAAACACAAACAACAACAACAAAAGUCUUUCUUGACGACAACGCGGAUGCUGACCUGUGGGCGCCACAGAUGUCUUUAAGACACGAUUGCAACCGAGAAAAUAUUUUUGAAAAGGUGUCAAUCUAAAUACAUAUAUAUUUUUUUUCAAAACGCAAUGAUGUGUAGAAAUGUGUGAUUACAACUUGCUAAGUCUACCAAAGUGAAAAAGACAAAACACAAAAACUGAGAAAUGAACAAGCUCGACAGUCACCAUACAGAGGAUGACACUGAUGGUGUAGUGGUACACACUCCUGCCUUUCAUGCGGCAAGCAUGGGUUCAAUUCCCGCUCAGUGAUGUUGAUAUCUGCCUGACGCUAGCUGGGAUAGGCUGCAGCUUUCUUGUGAGGAUAAGCAGCUUAAUUAAUGACAUGAAAUGGCUCUGCGGUGGUGCAAAUAUCCAAAAUAGUCUUCAAAACAGACAUGAGAUCGCAAGUGGGGGAGAAUUCAAAGUCAAAUUACAAAAAAAACCCUCCCCUUUUCCCACAAAAUGUGUGAAA
Molecule: messenger RNA, 5936 nt
Organism: Syngnathoides biaculeatus (alligator pipefish)
Lineage: Eukaryota; Metazoa; Chordata; Actinopteri; Syngnathiformes; Syngnathidae
Product: plakophilin-3-like
Exons: 13
Coding region: 126-2414 (762 amino acids)
Biological process (GO): cell-cell junction assembly; cell-cell adhesion
Cellular component (GO): nucleus; plasma membrane; cytoplasm
Molecular function (GO): cadherin binding
Source: RefSeq, a predicted model, not a curated record